AUUGCUAGAAAGACGAAGCAUAAAAUCUCGGUAAAUGCAAAGUUGGAGAGUCUUGAAGAACGGUUGAAGAUGAUUCGAAAUCACGCCAGCGACUUGGCCAUACGGCGUGAUUUUAAUCAGAAACUGCUCACUGAGCAUUCGGUUCAGCUGGAGACUGAGGAUCAUCUAUAUCGUUUGAGCGGUAAUACCGAAUCAUUAUUGCGCCAAGAGACGCACGAAUUCGAGAAGGAAUGGAUGGAUGUACAUCGUAGAGUAUCAAGUGUGGAGAAAGAAUUGAUUAGAGUGGUAAGGAAACUGGCCGAGGCGAAAGAAAUGGUCCAAUUCGACGAGAACAGCUUACGCAAAUGGGAAGAGAUGCUUACGCGGAAGAACGAGGAUAGUCAACUGAUAGAGGAUUACAUGAAGCAGGAUACGCAAAAAUACAAAGAAUUAGAACAAAAACGGCAGAAACUCAGCAUGGAACUCGAAAUUUAUCGUCAAACUAUUAUCAAAACUGUCGGUGAAGUACGAGAGAUGGAGAUCGUUCUGAAUCGUACAGCAAAACUGUACAUGGAAGCAUUAAAAGAACGUAAACAGAUGAUAAACCAAUGGAUUCAAAGUGUCAACAUUCUGCGCCAGAGAGACAACGAUAUACAGAAUGGUCUAAGGGAAAUCGAAACGUUGCGAGAGAUCAGCAGGGAGAAAAAGAAAAAUCUCGAAGAAGUAGAACAAUUUUUGAAGGAUCAAAUUGUAAAUAACAAAGAAAUAGAGCAGUUGAUUAAAUACUCGGAAAAGAAACUUAGUGUAGUCCAAGAAAAACAGCGCAAAAUCGAUAAAACGAUUGACAUCUACGCUAUUGAGCUUCACACCCAGAAGAAGUUAGUGGCAGAUUUGGCACGUCGCGUACAACAAAUCCGAGCUAAUGCAAAGCGUAAAAAAAUCGGGAUCGAGAAUAAACAAAUAAAGGUGGAUGAUUGCAAGAGGCAAAUCAAUGAUUUAAUGUUAACUUUGGCAGAGGUUGAGAAUCAAAAAUUAAAUGUCAAAGAAAAAACAAGACAUUUAGAAAAAAUGAUUGAGCACGACGAGAAACGAAAAUAUGUGAUUAUCAAGGAAUCAAGUCAAUUACAAGCUAUGAUUUUACGUAUAACAAAAAGGAUUGUAGAAUUGGAAAACGAAAGAAAGAUUUUACAGAUCGAAAUGCAGAGCGAGUACAAAAAAGUUGAUUUGCUCAAUGCUUUGCUCGUAAAAGAAAACAAACUUGUAGGAGAGAAAAAAGAAGCUCUUUAUCAAGUGAGUUUCAGUUUGCAGAAGUGCGAAAUGAAGCUUGAACAAAUUAAAGGGCAUAAGCGUGAUAAGAGUGAAGCCGAAAAGAAACAGAUGAGAAUUGAGGAGCUGCAAGCUGUAUUCAAAGAAAAAACAGCUACAUCUAAAUUAUUGCAAAAUCAAAUUGUCAGUUUGGAACACGAUAUGAAAAAAGUUUCUACUGGCUUAUUGAAUGAAAAUGACGAACUCGAACGGUUACGGAGCAAGAAGCAGGAUUUAUUGUUACUGUUAGAUGGAGGCGAGAAACGACUGAAAAUCGCAGAAUCCCGGAACGAAGAAAAACAAGUGGAAGAAAAUAUAAUACGCCUUCAAGUGUUACAGUUGAAGCGAAUGACAUCGAACGUGAGCGAUAAAGUCUACGAUUUAGAAAAGUAUCGUCUUCAUCUCGAAGCUACGCUUAAAGAGCGUGCAGCAGAGAUUGCAGCGCAGAAAGAGGCGUUUGCCAUACAGAAGAGGGUCGCUGGCAACGAAUGCUCGGAUUUGCGUACUGCUAUUAUUGAUAGAAAAAGCAGGAUACGACAGUUGCAGGUCCGAUAUGAUAGCAGCGUCGCAACAAUAGGUACUACCGUGGAUGGAGCGCCGAUGAGCACCGCAUACUUAAAGAUACAAAGUGCUCAAGAACGGUACAUGCUGCGAGAACAAGGCGACAAGUUAGAUGAAACAAUCAGACGAACAGAGCAGGAAAUACGUAGCAUGGAAAACACAUUGCGUGUAGUAAACGUAUGUAACGACAAAUAUAGGGACAGUAUGAGCAUGGUUGAUCAGGACGGACCUGAAUGGACGGAACAAAACAGACUCGAUGAGCAGAUGCGUAAUGCACAACAGAAGCUAUUGCAAAAACAAACGCAACUGCAACGAUUGUUUGAUAAAUUACAGAAAACGCAGAAUGAUUAUACUCAAUUGCUCAACGAUAUCGAAAAAAGCAAAGAAGAAAAGGAAAAUAAAGAACGUUACUUAUCAGGUAUUGAGAAACAAACAGCAGAACAAGAAGAGAAGAUAUCCAGAGCCAAUAAGAACCUUCGUAAAGUACAGAAGGAUAUACAAAAUUUAUAUAUUUCUAAAAAGGACGACACUGUGCUUCUGCAACAGAGAGAAGUGGAAUUGCGAGAGCUUCAAGAACAAAACGCCCUAGUUCUUCAAGAUAUCGCGGAGUUCACGAUUCGUCAUGUAGAAGCUGAAGCGUAUGUUAAGAAAUUGCUGAUAGCCAAGAACAUUGAGUUACCAUAUUUUCCUUCAUCGAUUAAAUCGCCUUGUGAUAGUUCCGCAAGCACGAUAGAUCAUUUGAAGAGUACGAGUCGCAUAAGUGCCUUUACAUCAUCAAGGGAGAGUAUCAGUAGCGUAAUUAAAAUAGAGCCGCAAUUUGAGGAACGUACGUACAUUAAGAAAGUAUUAUUAUGA
Molecule: messenger RNA, 2700 nt
Organism: Trachymyrmex septentrionalis
Lineage: Eukaryota; Metazoa; Arthropoda; Insecta; Hymenoptera; Formicidae
Product: coiled-coil domain-containing protein 39-like
Exons: 9
Coding region: 70-2700 (876 amino acids)
Biological process (GO): cilium movement; cilium-dependent cell motility; inner dynein arm assembly
Cellular component (GO): axoneme
Source: RefSeq, a predicted model, not a curated record